Molecule: messenger RNA, 2397 nt
Organism: Trypanosoma cruzi
Lineage: Eukaryota; Euglenozoa; Kinetoplastea; Trypanosomatida; Trypanosomatidae
Product: ATP-dependent RNA helicase, putative
Exons: 1
Coding region: 1-2397 (798 amino acids)
Cellular component (GO): nucleus
Molecular function (GO): RNA binding; RNA helicase activity; ATP binding
Source: RefSeq, a predicted model, not a curated record
AUGAGUUUUCCUCAGACAGAAAAGAACGGCAUCACCAGUGAAAGUCCAGCUCGUGAAUUCAACACAAAUGAACACGGCGAUUUGCUGAACUCCGCUGGGGAGCCAUGGAGAGGAGGUCGAUUCCAGGAAAGAGGACGGGGGAGGGGGCGCGGAAGGGGGCGCGGACGGUAUGAAGGCGAUGGCGAGUGGCGUCGCUCUGACAACGAUCGCGAAAGAGGGAACGAGCGCUUUUCGUGGCGUCGUGGCAGCGGUGACGCUGGUGGUGGCGGUGAGUACGAGGGUGAAGAGGGAUAUGGCGGUGGUUGGCCACGUGGCGGUCGCAGCGGGUACAAUAACAAUUAUAAUCGUCGCGGUGGUGGCGGCCGCGGUUCUCGUCAAUACGGCCCCGGUGCACGGAAGGAGCAAUGGUCAAACUGGCGACAGGGUGAUCCCAAACGUGACGCUGGCGACGAGUAUUCGGAACCGCGUCGCGGUGGUGGUGAUAACUACGAUGUGGAAGGGGGACGCGGAGGGCGUGGCCGUGGCCGUGGCGGUCGUUUUGCUGACGACGAUCGCGAGCUCGAGGGGAGGGCCCAGAGAAGGUCGCAGGGAGCAACCGACGACACCGACCAGCAGGAACCCGUCCAACAGUCAGAGGGGCAGCAGCAGCAGCAGCAGCCACCAGCGCAAUAUGGGCGGUUUGAUGUUGAUUCGUACGAGCGACCACGUGGUCGGGGACGAGAUCGUCCCUACCGCGGCAGAGGCGGUUACUUCAGGGAAGUGGAGGAAGAGAGACAGCAGCAACCGCAACCGCAAUCGCAACCGCAACUGCAACCGCAGCCACAGGAACAAGAGCAGCGGCCACGCGUCUCGGAGGAUCCAAUCUCGACUAACCCUAGUCGCACACAGCGUGCCCCACAUUUGCGUAAGAAUUGCCACGACGAAAGGGAAAUAGAACAACUUUUUGAGCACCAUCAUCAACAAAAAGGUAUUUCCCUGGAUAACUAUGCCAAUAUUCCGGUUGAUAUUAUUCCCAAUAAUGUUGAACCUGUGGAAAGCUUUGAGGAUCUUUACGUGGAGCCCGCACUUGCCUUGAACGUUGCCAAGUGCGGGUACAAACAACCAACACCGGUGCAGCGUUAUGGCAUUCCGGUCUGUCUCAACGGUGAUGAUUUAAUGGCGUGUGCCCAGACGGGCUCUGGAAAGACGGCAGCCUUUUUGGUUCCUGUUGUUCACUACAUCUUAAAACACGGCGUAUCACCCGCUCGUGAACGCGUUAGUUAUCCAAUUGCCGUCAUUAUGGCUCCAACACGUGAAUUGGCGUUACAAAUUUACGAUGAGGUUCGCAAAUUGACGUUCCGCACGGAUAUCUUCUAUGAUGUUGUCUACGGAGGAACACCGUAUCCAACGCGGUUUGAAAACGACAUUCUUGUUGCAUGUCCCGGACGCCUAAAGGAUAUUUUUGACCGCGGUAUUGUCUCCUUCAGCCGGGUAAAGUUUCUCGUCCUUGAUGAGGCCGACCGCAUGUUGGAGAUGGGGUUUGAGGAGCAGAUUGAAUACCUUGUCGCCUCGCGGUACACGGAUAUGCCGCAGACCACGGAACGACAAACGCUUAUGUUCAGCGCCACCUUUCCUCAGCGGAUUUUGAACCUCGCGAAACGUUAUCUUCGUCAGCAUUACUACCUCCUCACGGUUGGCCGCGUUGGAUCGACAACGAAGAAUAUCACGCAGAAGAUUGUGCGUGUGCAGGAGUCUGAAAAGAUGGACAAACUGUUUGAGGUUAUUUACCAGCAGAAACAGACGGAUCUUGUGCUAAUUUUUGUGGAAACCAAGCGUGCUGCAGAGGAACUUCACUAUGCCCUUAAGAGUGAGGGCAUUCCGAGCGCCACCAUCCAUGGGGACCGCAGACAAUUUGACCGUGAACGUGCGUUGCGUGAUUUCAAGGAUGGCAUCACGCCGAUUUUGGUCGCUACAGAUGUUGCCUCGCGUGGUCUGGACGUCCCUAAUGUGGCACACGUCAUUCAAUACGAUCUUCCAAAGGAGAUGGACGAUUAUACACACCGCAUUGGACGUACUGGACGUGCUGGAAACAAGGGCACAGCCACCUCCUUUUACAAUAAGAACAACCGAAACCUUACCGUGGACCUGUACAACUACCUGAAGGAGCACGAGCAGGAUAUCCCCCUAUGGUUUGAGGAGGAGAAGGAAAACGUCGAGGGAGAACGGUUUCUAGGCAUGAGCCGCGGUCGCGGUGGCGGUGGUAUUGGUGGAAGGCGUGGUGGUGGCGGUGGCGACAAUUACCGCGCGGCUCCGACGCUCUCCAACUCCACAUGGGGCGAGUCUGCACCAUCGCGCGGCCGUGCAAGGGGUGUCGGUCGGCCUCAGAACAACUCUAACGUGGACGAUGGGGGGUUUUGA